This is a messenger RNA of Blepharisma stoltei, 252 nucleotides long. The record is from the annotation of a GenBank genome assembly. NCBI's taxonomy places the organism in Eukaryota, Ciliophora, Heterotrichea, Heterotrichida, Blepharismidae.
AUGGCAACCCCGGUUAUAAAUUGAGACUCAAUUGAAGUCCUAAGUGAAAACCCAACUGAAAGUCAAACUAAAAACUUAUUUGAACAAAAAUCAGCAACAAGAGAAAGCAAAGAUAAGAAGAAAUUAAAAGGAAAGCCAAAAGAAAAUCCUAAACUAGAAGAAAAAGGAAAAGAUAAGGCUGACGAAGAAGCAGAAAAAGAAGCAAAAAAGAAAGAGGACGCCCGUAGCGCAUGAAAUGACAGAUCUUGAUAG